AUUAGCUUCCUGAGUUUAUUCUCUUUAGCAGGCAAGGCUUUGUUCCUGGUUUGGGUUGUCAGCUAUUUCUAUUGAUAUUCUUAUGGAUGUUUUAGCUGUUUGUUGGUGUUGGCUGAUAUAAGGUUCACCAUCAAGGUUCCAGGUUCCAAAAUAAAGAUGUAAAUGGAGCAAGGAAGCUGACUACAGUGUGCAGUGACUUUCACAUGCAGUGCUGUCUUCUGCAAUUGGAACAUGAAACUUUUAGUCAAAAAAGAAGAGGAAUAUUCUUGACGGUGGCUUGAUUAAGAGAGAAUCUGUCAUUAAGUGGAAAUAUCACCUCUAAGGUUUCAUUUUUAUUUUCAUGUUCAUACAGUUUUUAUAACUGACAACAUGGGAAACUGCUUUUCUAGGUCCAACACGCCUGACUUUUCUAGUCCUCAAUUCAAAAACAGCAAUAGUGAGGAUAACAAUGGGUCCAAAUCAUCAGCUGGUGGCGAUAUUGGCAACAGAAAUGCGAAGAAGUACCGCUACGAACCAGAUGUGACGAGCAGAAUCAACAAUGGCACCACUACCAACUUUUCAUCUAGUCAUCAGAACUCUGCUGUUCACCUGCAAAAGCCUCAAGCCUUUCCUUCAGAUCCAGACAAAACAUUUUUGCAAGCCAUGUACGACUACCAGGCCCGGACAGAGUCAGAAACUUCCUUCUGUAAAGGGGAUCAAAUGGAGCUGCUGGAUGAUUCAGUUACUGAAGAUGGCUUAUGUCGCAAGCUCACAAGCCCGUGCCCCAAACCGAAGCCAGUCAUGCAAGAUUUAUCCGUUGAAACCAAAGAUAUGUGGGAGAUUCCACGUGAAACGCUCACACUGGAUGUGAAGUUGGGCUCUGGCCAGUUUGGAGAAGUUUAUAGAGGGAGAUGGAAAGGAACUACUGAUGUUGCCAUAAAGACACUGAAAGAAGGAUCCAUGAGUGUGGCUCAUUUCUUGCAGGAAGCCCAGAUUAUGAAGAUGCUGCGGCACGACAAGCUGGUACGCUUGUACGCGGUGUGCACGCGCGAGGAACCCAUCUACAUCGUCACCGAGCUCAUGUCCAAUGGCUCGCUGCUUGACUACUUGAGGAGCGACAAACACAAGACCAUCUCUCUCAUGCAUCUUAUUGAUAUGGCGUCUCAGAUUGCUAGUGGAAUGGCUUACCUGGAGCAGAAGAACUUCAUCCACCGUGACUUGGCCGCCAGAAAUAUUCUGGUUGGAGAAAACAAUAUCGUGAAAGUAGCAGAUUUUGGAUUAGCUAGAAUCUUAGACACAGAGGAGUACAACCCUAAGGGUGCAAGAUUCCCCAUCAAGUGGACAGCUCCUGAGGCCGCUCUGAGACAAAAGUUCUCCGUCAAGUCGGACAUCUGGUCCUUCGGAAUUCUUUUGUAUGAAGUGAUGACGAGAGGACGGGUCCCAUACCCAGGCAUGAACAACAAGACAGUUCUGGAGCAAGUAGAGCUGGGCUACAGGAUGGAGAAGCCCUCGGAUCUUCCAGAAGGCGUCUACAUCAAGAUGCAGGAGUGUUGGCAUGAAAAGCCAGAGCAGAGACCCACUUUUGACCACUUGUUCACCUACUUCGAUGACUAUUUCAUCUCUGUAGAGCCCAGUUACAGAGAAGCCGACAGUUGAGGAUUCCGAGGAAAAUUGGCAUCGUCGUGAUGAAUGAAUAUAUUGGAUGUUAUGAAAAACUGUCCAGACUAAAAUGUAGUUUAGAGAAUCAUAUGGGUUUUAGCGGCAUCUUGCUACCUCAGAACAAAGUUCUAUCUGAUAUUUUUGGCCGUUUUGAGUUAUUAAGACCAUGAGGUCAGAAACCAAAUGUUCUAUCUGGUCUAUCAGAAUCGUUAGGUAAUUCGGAGUCAUCAUCAAAAUAUUCAAAGAAUUGCUUUUGCAAAAGCCUGACAUGUGAAACUCAACAUUUUUUAUGUCAAAUUUCUCAAAACUAGGUACUGAGCAGGUAGAACUUUGUAAUUCUCAGGUAGCAAUCUGUCAUGACCUGCAGACUGGAAGUUUUAGAUGCAGGACACUUAGAGUCAGAAAUGUUUUUACAAUAAACGAGAAAUAUUUGAAAAGAUUAUACUUAACAUUGCCAUUGGCUAAGAUCAUACAAGAGGGUCUAUGUGAAUGUAAAAUUCAGAUUUAAAAAAUGGUCAGUCUAGUUGCUAGAAAAUUCCGGUGAGUGUAGUUGUAGAAAAUUUUUACAUACAUGAAAUAUUAAUUAACUCUGCUAGAGCUGUUUCAUUGCUUUCUAGUUUUAAGUGCAUUUGUUUUCAAGGAAAAGACUUUUAAAGGCUUUGUGUAAAAUAUGUUUCUGUCAUGUGAUACUUUCACUAAUUUCUAUUGUUCUAAAGCUCCCUACCCAAUAUGUUGAAAAGUAAAGCAGCCAAAUCUUGAAAAUAAUCACAGUCGUGGUGAUUGCUGAACCUGCCACAUAACAAAACACACAAGAAAAACUAAAUGGAAACGAAAGCUAACACAGACAUCUUAUUUGUUUGAAAUGACAAUCAUGUACUUAUAAGGCUCUUCUGUUUUGAUUUCCAGCAUAAUACAGUUAAGCUGGCGGUGUCGGAUAUCCGCCUGCAAAACUAUGUGGCUGUUACUAUUGUGUUGUUAUCGCAAGUUGGGUGCUUUCACAUUUUCUCAAUAUCUCACUACUUUACAAGUCUCAUAACUCAAGUAUUGUUUGUGAAUGAUAUGUGCCAGUAGAAUAUCAAAGGUGUUAAGUGCCAACUGGCCAAGUCCAAGGUAUGUCUGUUUCCCCUUUUUAAAUCUUCCUUUUACUUUUACUUUUCCGAUCCAGCGGCCAUUUGGGUUCUAGCCCUUCGGUCUGUAAAUCUUCCUUAAAUUAUGUAAAAAAUGCCUGACUUAAGUAAACACUUCAUAUCCCUCAAAUACAUAUUAUGUACAAAACCUAGUGAUAAGCAUUCGCUUUCAUUUAGUUGUUUUUGAGGGAUUUUUUGUGCCUCCUGAAAAAUUAGCUAGCAUGGACUUGGCCAGCUCACUCUCAACACAAAUGAUAAGUAGCACUGCUUUCACUGUCUCAGUGGCAAUUAUGAAAUGGGUCAGAAACUUCCAUUAAUUAUGUCUUAAUGGUCAUUAUAAUUCUUUUUCGACUCUUAUUACACAAUGCUCGAUGUUCUCAACACAUGAGACUGCUAGCUGUGUAUUUUGCUUUCGAGGGCAGAAACAUUCCUAGCUGUUAAUUUGUCAAGUGUGACAGUCAAAGAAAGGAAAGUGUGAGUUCAUGUGUCUUCUUUUGCUUCUUCUUUGGUUAAGAAAAAGUACAUACAUAAGACUAAAUUUUUCUAAUGUAUGCAUGAUUUAAGUGAAAAAUGAAGUAUUUCCCUGGGAAAUCCAAAGCUGGAUAAAUUUUCCCAUUUUUAAGAAUGUGCCUGUCAAAUUUAGCUCUGGUGUCCUUUUACAGUGCAUGCAUGUAGGGAUAAAUAUUGACUAGCAAUGCCAAUCGCUCACUGCUCUUUGGCCCAAAAAUCAGGAUCAGAGGUAGCCGUUUUCUGAGCAUAGUUACAGGAAUAGCUGUGGACGAAAAUAAUUGAAACUUGUCACCCAAUGAGAAUAAAGACUAAACUUACUACAUGCAAGCUUACACAAUGCAAAUAGAUUUCUAGAACUAGCAAAAUUGCCAUGUUUUUGUGAUUUUCUUCCUUAAAAAAAAACAAAACAAGACGAGCUGCUGUGUCAUCGUCGACCAGGGUCAGAAAUUGAAUUAGCUAUCCUGCUGGCAUAUGAAAGGCCUAUGAUCACUUGGCAGCAUGGGAUUGGCUGCCUUAAACUAAAUAGGUCACGGGGUCCAUUGCCAGUUUUUUGCUAUACCGUUUUGUUAGGUUGCAUAUGAGGGUGAUAGCAGAACAGCGCUGAAUCUUUUUAGAUCAAAGUUUCUUCGUUUCUGUAACAGGUGGAGUCUUUCUUGUUCUUUGCACUCCCCAGCUAGAUCUGAGGAGUAGUUGUUUGCUGGUUCUUCAACCUGUAGUGUAAAUGAUUUUUACGAAUGUGACCAUUUUUUUCCUACUUGGUAGAGCCCCUGGCCUUCAGGCAGCCACAUUCCGAUUUCGAAGGUAAUUUAUAUGUUUUUAUACUAAUAGUAUUUUCAGUUUUGGUAGGAAUCAGUUUUGGAUUUUGCCAGGGUGAGGGCCAAAGCCUAUUCUUAUCUAUUUUAGGAUCGCCAAGGGGUCUUUGAUAUGCACAACUUGCACACCGGAUCUCCAAGAUUUUUCGCCUAUAUAUGAGAAGGUUAGGUAUUUAAUCUUUCCUACUCUAAGAUCAGGAAUGUGGCUGAAAGACAGCAGUCAGAAGGACUUGGGAGUAAAGGAGAGUAGAGGACGGGGAUGGGGGGAAAAGUGGAGAUGAAAGCAGAUAUCAGGACAGGACAAGAGAACAGGAAAGGAGGUGAAAGUAGACAAUUUUAGAAGACAAUUUUAUUGCCGCUCUCAGAUUUUGAACUAGGGUCCUUUUAAAGUAAUAAAGACAUCGAAAAAUUGAUAGUAGAACUAGAUUGUUCUAAAAGUCUCAUUGAGGUGCCAAGUUUCAUUCAUAUACUCAUGUUCAUCACUGACUUAUGAACAGUUUUCCUUCAAAAUACAUCCUAGGAAUCAUCCUACUUUUUGGUGACAUUUUCCUUUUUAAAGGUCCUCAGAAAUUUUGCAACACAAAAAAAUCCCCACAACUUUUUAAUUUAUCAAUGUAUUUUUAAUAUAUUCAAAAUUCCCAAUACUCAGAAUUUAUUGCCUUUCAUAGAAGCUUGUUUUAAAGAAGUAUGAAAUAAAAUUUGAAUUUUUAUUUGUUGUUUCUGCGUUGACUGCCAGUUCUCAAAUCGGUUCCAAACCAGUGGCUUGCAUAAGUACUCUGACAGAUAUACCCCUUCGAGUGAGCCACCCCAACUUGUUGACAAAAUUGUUACUCACAUGUGUUGUAAUCUUGGCAUAACCUCUGUAAUUUUCUUACGGCUGUUUUUGUUGUUAAGAGAUAGAGAAUGAGGAUGGGAGUGAGUUGAGCUAAUGGGGAAGAUGAUAAUGGUGUUUGCCUAGUUUAGCACAUUGCAUGAUUCGCUUUCGUUAUGUGCCUUUGGGAACAGUUGCUCUAGGUUACUCUAAAACUGUUGUUUUGAAGUCUGUUGUGAAUGUGUAAAUGUUAGGUGUUGUAUGCGCUGAGUCGUUUGCAGCAGACUGCCACAAGUUUUUCUUGCCACUUGUAUUUUUUGUAACCUCUUACAUAUCAGCAGUGAACAAAGAUCAUUCUUGCUUCGCAUCCCCUUGUUUUCCAUCUGACAUAUCUGCACACAUGUUGACUCUCUUUCUGAUCAGUAUCAUUUCCAUGUCCGCCAUUGUAAAUAAUGUAUUUCUUGGAAUAGCUUUUGACAGGACACAUAUUUUCAGUGCGUUUCUCUUAAAGAUUAUUGCAAACCCUUACCUUAUGAUACUUAUGAUUAUUCGUCUUUUUAAAGGCUCUUUUAUUCUGUAUGUUUUAUGUUUUCACCAAUCUCUUUUUUUUUUUUAGGUUGGUGUCAGACUUAUUUCCAUGGACUGGUAGCCUCUGUGUGGAAUAGUAAUUUGAAAUAAACAGACCUACCAAGGGAGUUAUUCUUAGGUUCUUAGGUGGGGGUUUUGGGGGGGGGAGGGUGUUACAUGCACAGCUAUAAUGAAUAAUCACAUUGGCUAGUUGUAAGAUAUAUAGCAAAGUAUGAUAAUAUUCAGAGAAGGCUUUGUAACUUUUUAGCUCUUUUAAAAUAUGUCUAACUUUUAGGAAAUGCAUUAAAUAUAUAUAAAUUUAGUUUGUACUUGUAUUUGUUGUUUUGGACUAUACUUUUUUAAAACAUCCCUUACUUGAUUUUAAUUGUCUAAGAAUACCUGUUAUUUAGUUUCCACUUCUAUAGAUCAUUUUGGGCCAUAAUUUAAAAAAAAAAGUAAAUUACAAUAUUUUUUAUGUUGUUUGUGUAGAGAAAAUGCAGUACCACUCUCUUGUUCCUUUUUUUGAUGAGGGAAAAAUUGGGUCUGAGGGUCUGAAGGUCAUCAUUGUCCCAGCCACUCUAUAGUUGAGGCAGCAAUGAUUACUUAUGUGGUCUUAUUGCUCUGCUUUUUCACCACGCUUCUUUUUUAUGCUGUUGUUCUUAUGUUUUGUUGUAGAAAUAGAAGGCUGACGGAGGAAAGUAUAAUGGAGACGAGUGGGCUGUUAGAGAGUGCCACUGGUAGGCUCUCUACAUCGUUAUGCUCGUUCUGUUUUUGUUCUGUCUAUCAGUCUUUCUUCUUUUUUUUUCCCUAGCAGUAAGUAAGCAUCUGUAUGUUUCUGUUCACCUGAACAGAAUAGGGGAAAAAACAGAAUAGUUAGUCACACACGCAAUAUGUAUUAUAUGCUUUCACAUUACUUAGUACUUAGCACACAAAAAAGGAGAGGAAUUUUUUUCUUUUAAUUCUAAUGUAAUUAUCCUUAUUUUUAUUUUAUGCUCAUAACUUAUCUAUCUCUGAAAAUGUAUAAAAAAGAUCACUAACACUUAUUGUUUCCUUUGUUUCCAUGUAUACUGUUUACAAAUGUAUGUCAUGAUGUCACAAUCACUUUUUGGAUUGAAGAUCUUUCUUAGUGUAAAAUCAUCAAGACUUCACACUUAUCUGGCAGGGACUAGACUUAAUAACACCCUAAGAGCUAAACAAUGCUACAUGCUUCAACUUUUUAUGUAAUGAAUUUUAGUUUCAUAUGGCAGCUGAAUAUAGUGCAAGUACAAGAUAGAACAUGCGGUGCUAUUGAAAAAAAUACAAAGCAAAAUCAUAGAGGCAGAGAUAGACAAAGAAUAACUUACUUUGAAAACCCAGACAGGUCAGUGACAUGAAAAUACCUGGGUUGGUUUUUUUUUUAGAAAACUCCAAGCAGAGAAAUGAGUAGCAAACAAUGAUUGCCAAUGUUUCAGAUAUGCCACCGAAAAGAAGAUUAGUCUUGAAGAGUGGGUGGUUGUAUUUACACCAGCUUAAAUUUUAUUUCAUACCCUCAAUUUCAGGUAUUACAGGUUCAUAAAUACUUGUUUGCAAAUAGAUUUGCAGCUAUACUUUCCUGAAAUGAGAAUAUGGUGGCAAAAUUUGUUGUUUUUUUGUGCUGGCAGUUUUUGCAGUCAAUGAGUUGUUUAUGUUUUGUGGGGAGAAAAAAAUUGUUUCUGGAAUGCUCAUUCAGCACCUUGUGUUCAAGCAGCUGUUGAUGUGUGUGUUAUUAAAAAUGUGACUUGAAGAGCAUCUGCAUUUACUCUCAGAGAUGGUCAGUAUUUUUUUGUUUAUCUAUUAGAAAACUCGUUCUGACCACGACAUAGGUUGUUUUGCUUUUUUUUAAAAAUCAAAUCGUGCUUUCUUGUGGGAGCAUCAGUGCAGAGAAAUGAGUAAUGAACCAUGGUCACCGACGGCUGUUUCAGAUCCUGCACAUGAAGAAGACGAGGACGAAAAAGACAGAGAAAAUAGUAUAGAUAUGACUUUGUUUGUGUCUUCUUUCCUCAACUGGCCCCGUAACACCUGUUUUAUUAUGUACUUUCUUGCAGCACUCAUUGAACAUUUCCAUAAUUUUAAUUUGUAUUCAGGGCCCAGUUUUCAUUCAUCCUGAUUUUGAUCUUUCUUCUUGGCAGUGAGUUGGAGAAAUAGUGGCUGUUAAGAGACAGACUUGUGACAGCCCUGAGAUUAUAUAUUUGUCUUCAUUAUUAUAUAGCACAGUUUUUCACUCACAGGACGAGGAGUUUGGGUGUUGUUUCAUUUAUUGAUGCGUCAUAUAUUCAGGCAAAGCUUCCUAAACUAUGAUUAGUAUGAAUUGACCGUUGGUGUUUGUCAACCUGUGUAACUUCAUAGAUUCAUGACUCGACGUGUUUCCUAGUUCUACCUUCAUGAUCAGUCCUGUAAUUAUUGUCACAUUUGUGCUAAUAACUUAUAAUGAACUCGAUGUACAUGCUGGUGUCUACCAGGGUUCGUACAGGUCUUGGAAAACUGGAAAACUCUUGGAAUAUGGGGAAAUUGGCUAAGUGCUUGGAAAAACACAUUUUCAACUAGAUCUAUUGUAAAAACAUUUCCUCAAAGUUUAGAAGGCCUUGACUUUACGCAUUCUGAAUAAAGAAGUGACAAAAUAUCUGGUCACAUGAGCUUAUUCAGGCUGGGAUACAAAAAUUCUCUCAUCCCCCUCUUAUAAAACCAGCCUGCGUGCAUAGUGGACAAGACGAUUUCUUCCAAAAUGACAUGUUAUUUGUCUUGGAAAAAAGGAAUCUGGUCUUGAAAACUCUUGGAAAAAAAAAUCUCCUUCUCAGUAUGAACCCUGGUCAACAUAAUAGCACUGCUUUAUCUUUGACUUUCUUAGCCUUGGAGAGGAAAGUAAUACUUGUAAUUACUUGUUCAUGACAUGACCAGCACUUUGACGUCUUUUUUUUUUGUUCAUGGUAUUUUUGUACUUGGUAUUCAAAUCUUUUGUCAAAAAUAGCCAUAAUCCAAAACUGCAAUGUGUAGGCCUACUGAUGUUGUACAAGUCUAAAUAUUAUUUCUAGAAAUAAUGAUUUUGGGAAUGCGAAUGUGACAGUUUCCACCAUCGUAUCUGUCUUUGCUUAACACAGUGUUGAUCUCAUUUUUUUUUUUUUAAAUCAUGCCACUGCUCUCUGUGUAAUUAUAACAGUAUGUUUAUGAUCACACCUUUUUGCCUGCUACACCCUGGUCCUUAAUUCUUGUACUUAAAUAUCCCAUUGUGUCUACGGAGUAUGUAAAGCCGUACAAUAUAUUUCAUGGCUCUGCCUGCCUUGCAGUUUCUCAUGGCUAUGCAAUUUAACGUUUAUAAUAACGUCGAGUUUCUUUGAGAACUUUGAUUGGCGUGUGAUUAUGUGGGUUACCCUGUAGUAUUGAACUGUAGAACAAAUUUUUGUUUGUUUCAAUUCCUUUUAUCUAGAGGGGAAAGAAAUAGUUGAAAUCAUAGCCUUUGUCCUCUGCCCUUCCCAUGCAUGACAAAACUUGUGCAAUGUUGAACUAGACUUUUAAACAUAAAAUGUGUAUAUAAUAUAUAAGGAUUUAUUCAAACAACCUAUGAGAUUAAUAAGACUACAGUAAGAAUGAAAAGACCUGUCUCAAACAGAAGGAGCACUCUGUGUACAAUAUUUUGAGAUUUAUAUAAUGUUGAAAAAGUCUAAUGUUCAUGAGACAACCUGAAGUCUAUGAUUGUAUUCCAGGCAUGAAAGACCUUUGUAAAACUUGAAUAAAACAAGCUCUUUUUAAGCAGUUUGAAGUAUUCUCAAGUGAAGAUGCUUUCACAUUACAAUGUAGAUUAGAUACUGCUUGGUAUUCAAAGAGGCAAAGAGUUUUGGGUUUUUUCAGUAUUCAUGAGAUUAAAAGACAUUGACCCUUUGCUUCAAUUCAGGUCAGAGCACAUAACUGAGAAUAUAGAGUUGGAGACAAAGUGUUAAACUUGAGUUGUCUGAUACAAACAUUUUUCAGUUGGCCAACUCUGGUUAAAAUAGAAUAUCUCAUUAUUUCCUAUAUUUUUUUAAAUGGUAAAUUCUUCCAUCUUUUAUCUUUUAUAAAUUACUUUGUAACGCAGUGAUUUUGUUUCAUUGUUUCGUGUUUUGCUCAACUUGUUUCAAGAGCACAUCCUCCAUGAGAAGACAAUCGCUGAUCAUCAGUUUUUGUUUUCCUGGACUGAAUUGCAAGAAUGCAAACUGUCGUACAAUUAGCAAUGCUUUAUGCAGUGUGCUUACUCAAUUACUAAGAAGCAGCCUUUUGUUUUGUGCCUCUAUUGCCUACAUGUCGUAUUCAUUUCCAGGAUGAACUUAAUUUGAAUUACUUUUUUUUAAUGGGACAUCGAAUGUUAUUGUUUGUGUGUUCUUUACAGUGACGUUUAUUAUGAUAUUCUGUUUGAUUAUGUUAUGAGGAGGCCUAUUUUUAGAACUUGAUUCUCGAUGACUGUACAAACCUCAAAUUGAACUUUGGCUGUUGGCAGAACCAAGCUGCUAUUAAUUUGUGCAAAGAAUUAUUUUUGUAGAUAUAUUUUCUGAUGAUUGAUUUCUCAAAUGAUAACACUUUUUUGCUACACUUAUGUAUAUCAUUAUUUUUUUAAGUCAUCUCUAUGAAGUGCAAUUUUAUCUUUUUGUCUUUUUCUGGUACAUGCAUAUUUACUCCUUUGCUCUCUGUUUCUCUUCUUUUCUCACUUAUUGUCUCUCUCUCCCACUCCCCUCUCAUUUGUUUCAUAAAUCCCUUUCACUGUGAAAAAAUUAUUUCAUUUCAUUGUCAUAGUGAAUUUUAUGUUAAGAGUUCAGCGGUGUUUUUGGCAAUACAAUGUACAUGAAAUGAUAAAUGUAAAGCCUGAAUUGAAAUGUGAAAAAAA
Molecule: messenger RNA, 10332 nt
Organism: Aplysia californica (California sea hare)
Lineage: Eukaryota; Metazoa; Mollusca; Gastropoda; Aplysiida; Aplysiidae
Product: tyrosine-protein kinase SRK2
Exons: 9
Coding region: 370-1635 (421 amino acids)
Biological process (GO): protein phosphorylation; innate immune response; cell surface receptor protein tyrosine kinase signaling pathway
Cellular component (GO): extrinsic component of cytoplasmic side of plasma membrane
Molecular function (GO): signaling receptor binding; ATP binding; non-membrane spanning protein tyrosine kinase activity
Source: RefSeq, a predicted model, not a curated record